Messenger RNA from Cuscuta europaea, 1944 nucleotides. Lineage: Eukaryota; Viridiplantae; Streptophyta; Magnoliopsida; Solanales; Convolvulaceae. The record is from the annotation of a GenBank genome assembly.
CUGCUGCUGCUGCUCCUAUUAUUACAUUCUCCCUAUUCAGCCAAAACCCAAAAAGGGAAAGAAAAAAAGGGGAGAAAAUGGUGUCAAUGGCGAAGCAGCAGCCGGACAGCGGGCUAAUCUACAACCUGAGGCUGUCUUCGGUUGGACCGGGGCAAGUCACGGGCCAAGACGAGGUCUACGAGCCUAGUAACGUGGACUUAGCCAUGAAGCUUCACUACCUAAGAGCGGUGUACUACUUGGAGAAGGAAGCCUUUGAUGGGCUGGGCGUGCUUAAGAUCAAGGAGCCGCUGUUCACGCUGCUGAAUCACUACUACGUGGUUUGCGGGAGGUUCAGGCGGACCGAGUCGGGCCGCCCGUACCUCAAGUGUAACGACUGUGGGGUGAGGUUCAUUGAGGCCUCUUGUGACAAGAGUCUGGAGGAAUGGAUUGAGAUGAAAGAUGCUGGGCUUGAGAGGCUUCUUAGUCCUAAUGGAGUCAUUGGUCCAGAGAUCUUCUUCUCUCCCCCUGUUUGGCUUCAGUUAACCAAAUUUAGGUGCGGGGGAGUAUCAUUGGGCCUGAGUUGGUCGCACAUUCUUGGCGAUGCAUUCUGUGCUGCAAAAUUCAUGAAUAUGUUUGGAAAGGUCACAUCUGGAAUCAAACCUGAAUGGCUGAUCCGUUCGGCCCAAUUAAUCACUAAGGACCUGGCCCAGGAAGACGUUGCAAAAACAGCAAAAGAUCCGCUAUCCAUCAAGAAGGUAAGCCCAGUUGGAGAUCAUUGGAAGAUAGCUAACAAUUGCGAUAUGGUACCAUUCACUUUCUCCAUCACUCCAUCACAACUGGGCCGCAUAAGGUCCAUAAUUGGAGAGUACGGUCCAUUUGAGUUGAUAUCGGCCAUCAUUUGGCGAUCAGUGGCCCGCAAUAGAAGUGGGCCUGAACCCAAAGUGGUGACAAUUUGCAAGAAAGGCCCACAGGCCGGCAAAAAUAACUAUGUGAGCAACGACCAGCAGAUCUGCACUGUGAAGGCCGCUUAUUCCUCCUCCGUCAGGGAAGCCGAUCUGUCGGAGCUGGCGAAAUUGCUGAAACAUGAGGCUACGGACGAGCUCAGAGAGAUCGACGAGGCGGUGGAGAGAGACGGCGGCAGCUCCGAUUUCGUGUUCUACGGGGCGAACUUAACGCUCGUCGACAUGGAUAGCGACGAGUUCUACGAGCUCGAUUGGAGAGGGCACAAGCCAGUCUACGUAAGCUAUCAGAUCGAUGGCGUCGGGGAUGAAGGCUGUGUUGUGGUGCUUCCUGGACCACACGAUGACGCGGAAGGAAAGGUUGUGACAGUGGCUUUGCCGGAGAAUGAGGUAAUGGCCUUGAAAUCAGAGUUGAGGAAGGAGUGGUCGAUUGCCUAAUGAACAGAAAUAUACCAACAACCUUCCUCUACUUAAGUGAAUGAAUUGAACCCAGUGAGUUGUUUUCUUUGAACCAUAUUUGUAUUCUUUGGGCUGAAAUUUAUGGUUUGACCUGGUAGAAUUAUGCGUUUCAAAUGUUAUCUUGGAUUCCAAUAAUAUUUCAACAACCUUCCUCCAUUUAUGGUUUGACAAAACCAACUGAACACCCUUUCUUCAUUUACCCUGUAUAUAAAUUGAUUAAUGCCACUAGGCUUGGAUUGGGUUUCAUAUUAACUGUCAUGGUUUUUGGGUUUGUGUUAAUGUUCUUCUUUCUGUCUACUAAAUGACUAUCCCGCUUGUUCACAUAAUCUAUUUUAAACUAGUUACUCCACUUGUGCGCUGCACGGGAGUGAGACAUCGACACAAUAACUUAGAUAUUGUUGUACUCCUUCCGUUUUUGAAACAAGUUCCACAUUUCCUUUUCGGGCAGCUUCAAAAUUAAGUUCCACUUUCAAACAUUUCCUUAUUUGACAAAUUAUCUACAUCAAAACAGUGUCAAACAGUGUCAAACAGUGUUCUAACAGUGCCA